Molecule: messenger RNA, 1694 nt
Organism: Panonychus citri (citrus red mite)
Lineage: Eukaryota; Metazoa; Arthropoda; Arachnida; Trombidiformes; Tetranychidae
Product: homeobox protein ceh-30-like
Exons: 3
Coding region: 317-1234 (305 amino acids)
Biological process (GO): regulation of DNA-templated transcription
Molecular function (GO): DNA-binding transcription factor activity, RNA polymerase II-specific; DNA binding
Source: RefSeq, a predicted model, not a curated record
GGUUCUAACCUUUUAGAACAGGGUUUCGAACCAUUGGAAACCUCGAACUUUUUUUCGUCUUCUCUAUAUAUAUAAACAUAACCUUGAACAAAGUAACAAAAUAGAAAUUGUUUUCCUCAACUUAAACAUUUACUUGUCAAAGGUCAGAGGAUCAUCUUGACCCAAGGUCAACAUUACAAUUAGUUAAUCGUUCAACAGAUUAUCCAACCAAUAAGAGUGAAAAAUUUAUCACAUAUAAAGACUUGGACUUGUUAUUACAUUUACUUUUAAAUUGAUCUCAAUUGUGGUGAUUUAAUUUACUUUUGUUUCUAAUUAAAUGAUUUCUCAAUUAACCAAUCAAUCAUCAUCAUCAUCUUCAUUACCAAUUACUACUAAAUUAUUAUCAUUAAUGUUUAAAAUGUCAACAAUUAACUCAUUACCUUUUUCAAUUGACAAUAUCCUUCAGAAAAAGUCAACUAAAUCAUCGUCAUUUCCCUUGAUUAUCAGUGAUCACAAUUUACUUAAUUGUUCAACGGCAACUCUAUCAUCAUCCUCACCAUCAUCAACUAAAUCAUUUCAUUUAUCACCAACAACUAAAUUAAAAGAUUUCGGUAGACCCGAUACAAGAGAUGACGAUCAUUAUAUGGACCAUAUAAAAGGUGAACCUAAAGACGAAGAAUAUGAUGACGAUGAUGAAGAUGAUCUUAUUGAAGAUGAUAAAAAAGAUUCUCUCGAAGGUGAAGAAGAUAAUAAUAGAGAUCGAAGUAAAAGAGCUCGACGAAGACGAACACAAUUUACUCAGGAUCAACUGAUUUAUCUUGAGAGACUUUUCAACCUUCAAAAGUAUCUGAGUGUCGCUGAAAGGAACAGGGUUGCCAAAGAAUUGAAACUCUCCGAGACCCAAGUGAAAACUUGGUUCCAAAAUCGACGAACCAAAUGGAAAAGACAAACCAAUUCUCGAUUAGAUGAAUACAGACACAAAACUCAAUCAGAUGGUAAACUUAUUAUCGACAAGGAAAGAUUAUCGGUUGAAACGGGAGAGAAUAUUUUCACUGAUUGUAAUCCAGUUAGUGGUCUUUUUAAUGCAAAUUAUUCGCUUCUUAACGUUAAUCACCAUCCAAGUAUCACUUCAUUGGCAAACAGUCACAUUAGAUUAAGUCCAAGUUUCCCAUCAAUGACCACAAAUGGAUCAUCUCAUCAUCAUCAUCAUCAUAAUUUGUUUAGAGGUGUUUACAUUGCAAGAGACCAUUCUUGAUUAUUUUCUCAAUCCAAUCAGAUGAAAUCCACUUUUAUCCAAAUGCCAAUUAGUUACAAUCCAUUUAAAUCACAAUUGAUUAGUUGUAAACUUUUUUUUCUCGCUCAUUCCUUUAACCUUAUUUUUAUUUCUUGGCUCAUUGAAAAUCCAAAUCCAAUUUCAUAUCAAAACAAACACUCAACUAUUAUCAUUCUGAUGCGAAAACUUUAUAUUGAUUGAUUCCAAUUCUGUUACACUUAUAACCGAGACGAGAAUAGAGAUACACAAAUUUCAUCGUGUAUUUUGUGGUGUGAGUAUGUUAACAAAUGCACUUCUCAUGUCCAUGGUUACGAUAUGAGGCCAAGAGUUUCAUUUGAAUUGAUCUUUGUGAACCAUGUGAAGAAAAAAGUGCCAAUUUGGAUCAAAUGAUUGAUAUUUCAAAAUAAUCAGAAUCUGCUAUCGGCCUGGAAUCGUCGCUGGA